This is a messenger RNA of Trematomus bernacchii (emerald rockcod), 1882 nucleotides long. Its product is annotated as zinc finger protein aebp2-like. NCBI's taxonomy places the organism in Eukaryota, Metazoa, Chordata, Actinopteri, Perciformes, Nototheniidae. Bases 52 to 1416 code for a protein of 454 amino acids. Gene Ontology annotation, cellular component: ESC/E(Z) complex. The transcript has 8 exons. The record is from RefSeq and is a predicted model, not a curated record. Gene Ontology annotation, biological process: regulation of transcription by RNA polymerase II.
GGGCAACUUUUCCAUUGGAACAUCACAAUAAUACCUUUGGUGCUCAACGAAAUGGCUCAAAUAACGAGCGAGGGUGCCGAACAAGAUUCUCAGCCGACGUCGAAUCAAAACGGAACCGGGGAAACAGCAGAAACCGGCAAUGAGGGACAGGCCGUGCCGGACCCCAAACAGGAACCGGGCGACAACAACGAGAACAGAGCAGGAAUGGACGCGAGCGGUCGUGGUGUGGCGGCGGAGGACGGGGACAGUCUGUCUUCUGUGUCAGACGCUGACAAAGAAACAGCAGUACCGAACAAAAACCCCGACAACGACGGAGGGGAACCCGACGGUAAACUCUCUGAACCGGGGAAAAGUCCCGCACAAGGGAGUUUGGCGAGUAGCACUGAUUCCGCACAAGAGGGCUCCCGGGUGCUGAGACAAGAACAAAGAGAGGGGGAGAGCGUGUCCUCCUCCUCGCCGGCCCACCGCACAAAGAACACGGAGAAAGCCGAGCACGGCACCAAGAGAGCGGCCAGCAUGGAGGGGACCUCGUCGAUCGGAGAGCCUCUCAGCCGGAUGGAUUCAGAGGACAGCAUCAGCAGCACCCUGAUGGACAUGGACAGCACUGCGUCCAGCGGGCGCUCCACCCCUGCCACACUCAACGGUCACUGUGGGGGGGCGGGCAGCGGAUCCACAGCAGUGGGGGGGGGCAAGUCUCUGAGCUACACCUGCUGCUGGGACCACUGCCAGCUGCUGUUCCCCAGCAGCCCCGACCUGGCAGAACACAUCAGAGCCACACAUGUGGACGGGCAGAGAGGAGGGGUAUUUGUGUGUAUGUGGAAGGGCUGCAAGGUGUACAACACACCAUCCACCAGUCAGAGCUGGCUGCAGAGACACAUGCUGACCCACAGCGGAGACAAGCCCUUCAAGUGUGUGGUAGGGGGCUGUUAUGCCACGUUUGCCUCUCAGGGGGGGCUGGCCCGUCACGUCCCCACUCACUUCAGCUCCCAGAGCUCAUCCAAAGUGUCCAACCAGGGCAAACUGAAGGAGGAGUCCCCAUCCAAGGCUGGCCUCAACAAGAGGAGGAAACUGAAGAACAAACACAAACGCUCCCUGCCCCGACCUCAUGACUUUUUUGACGCUCAGACCAUGGACGCCAUCCGCCAUCGAGCCAUCUGCCUCAACCUGGCCACACACAUCGAGAGCCUGGGCAACGGACACAGUGUGGUGUUCCACAGCACGGUAAUAGCCAGGAGGAAAGAGGACUCUGGGAAAGUGAAGGUCUUGUUGCACUGGACGCCUGAAGACAUGCUGCCAGAUGUGUGGGUGAAUGAGGGAGACAGACUGCAGCAGAAGACCAAGGUGGUCCACCUGUCCAAGCUCCCCACAGACACCGCGGUGCUGCUGGACCCCAACAUCUACAGGAUGUUCUUCUAACCCCUUCCAGGUGAACUCCACUGUCACUUCCUGCUUGUCCCACCUCGAGGAGGAGGAGGAGGAGGAGGAGAUGUUUCCUCUUCAUCUGCAUCUCCAUGUUCCUCUUCUCCCUUCCUCCCUCUCCCAGAGGAUGCUGGGAGUUUAGUGACUUAUUUGCCAUGGCUGUCAGGGGCCGGCAGUGUUUCUGCCUUAGAGCUGAGUUUACAGAGGCAUGUACAGGGAGAUGUUUAGGUAACACGACUAGACUGAAAACUAACUGUAGACACACGUGUAGAGAGAAGCUGUCCUUGUAAAUACUUGAGAUUUGUAAUAUAUUUUUAUACUUUGAAUUUUUUACUGUACUGUAGAUAGAUGUUUUUUUUUCUGCCGAACAUUUUUAAAUAGAUGUUUAAAACUGAUGAUAUUGGUCAUGUGCAGAUAGUUGGCAUUGCUCUGGUUUGAUGUCAUUAAACUUUUCCAACCUGAA